Mizuhopecten yessoensis (Yesso scallop) is the source of this 883-nucleotide messenger RNA. RefSeq lists its product as uncharacterized. The transcript has 6 exons. The record is from RefSeq and is a predicted model, not a curated record. The coding region runs from base 8 to 868 and encodes 286 amino acids. Lineage: Eukaryota; Metazoa; Mollusca; Bivalvia; Pectinida; Pectinidae.
GCUAACAAUGUGGAAUAUAUGGCAUUCCAUUUGUGAAAUGAUAUUCAAUAUUUCCGAUCACGACGACCUUGCCAGAUUAGCUACAAUCAUUAAGGAGGCAUUUUAUGAAGCUACAGGCGAAAGGCGGUUAGAUAAACUUGUUUUUGAAAAAAAAUGUAUACGAGUUAUCAUUCAAAUCAAAGCGGCCAACAGUCUGUCAGAAGCGCCUGCAGUCUGUCUAGCUGAACAGUUCAAGCAUUAUCUAUUGGAUGGUGGGUUAAAAUUAUCAGAAGAAUCAAAUGCCAUUUUAGAAGUAGACGAAUCAAGCAUCAACAUAACACCGGAGCAUAUGCCUGGAGAUGGACAUCCGCUUGUGAACAUUAGCCACCAAGAGUUUUCCGUUCCUAAUAGCGAGUCGGUCAUCUUGCAAACAUAUAUCAUCUCAUCAUCACCAGCUUCGUCAAUCGAGUGGUUUCAGAUAAAAGCUGAGGAUAACGAGAUUUCUUUAGAAAUAAACAGCAAGAAAUACUAUGGAGGCUCUGAGCUGUCACCUUCUCUGAUCAUCCGAAACGUCAAUGUUAAUGAUCAAGGAUGGUAUAUUUGUCGGGCUACAAAUAACAAUGGAACUGGAUGUAGCAAUAAAACGUUCGUUCGGAUAAACAAUGAACCAGCAGGAACAGAAGACAAACCUGGAAUAUUGGGAAAAGAUAUCAGUGACAUCCAAGAAUCAGCAGGAACAGAAGACAAACCUGGAAUAUUUGUAAAAGAUACCAGUGACAUCCAAGAACCAGCAGGAACAGAAGACAAACCUGGAAUAUUGGUAAAAGAUACCAGUGACAUUCAAGGUAGGAACCUAUUCAUAUACACUGUAUUAUGCAUUACUGAAUGAAUAGAUGACUACACA